AAAUAAUUCAAGAAUUUCCUUUGGAAGAUGUCUAUAAUUGUGAUGAGACUGCUAGCAUAGCUAAAACAGUUUAUAUUUCAUCUAAAGUAGAUUCGUCUGAUGAAGAUGAUGAUGAAGUUUAA
Messenger RNA from Entrophospora candida, 122 nucleotides. The record is from the annotation of a GenBank genome assembly. NCBI's taxonomy places the organism in Eukaryota, Fungi, Glomeromycota, Glomeromycetes, Entrophosporales, Entrophosporaceae.